CAAAUGCUGAGUGGAGCUGCAUUAUAAUUCUAAAAUAGAUUAGUAGUGUGUGGGAAAUUUUACUUUGAAUACAUAUAUACGAAGAAGCCACUCAAAGUUUUGCUUGUUAGUAGAUUGGUUGAACAUGACGAGACACAAACAAGCAAUUAUUACUGGAGAAACCGUUAGAGCUUAGGAUUUAUUAAAGUGUUAGUUUAAUAUUAGAGACGAAGCGUGUUAUCAUCUGAUUACAACAAUCAAAUCAGUACAACAAUAUACUUAAACUACAAUAAUGUAGGCCCGCGAUUUUUGUUGGAGGAAAGUUAACUUUGUAGGCGGUGCGAGUUUGAUGGAUAAAUGGCUUCUACAUACGCUAUAGUCCCAAGAAAUCCUAGUCAUUUAGAAAAUACUCUGUCAAACAGACAACUUUACAAAUUUGAUAGUCAAGCUUAUUCUUGAGAGAAAAAACAAAAUGAUUUGACAGGAACUGUGAAUGUAGUGAAGAGGGGAACCCUAUACCCUGUAAGUAUAUGUAUAUGUAUUCACCGGGAGCUGAUAAGGACCCUUCUGCUUGCAGCAGGGCGAAAUCAAGGAGUUAUACAUCUAUCGUUAUUUACCGAGCAUUGAGCCAACUUAGCCAAGAAACCAUUCAUUGACGAGUCCCACAGGUGUUCGCUUCUUUUAUACGGCUCGGUCUGUAUUGAUAGAAUGAAGCGCUAACCUCAAAUAGCGGCUAAUAAGCAGGAACAAUGAAGUUAUAUUGAAGUAUUAACACGUGGUCGCAGUUAUCCAGGUGGCACAUACUUAGAAAAUAAACAGCCUUUAACAUAGAGUGGUUCCCGUUAACUUUCCUACAGUUAUUUGUUUGUGUAUUGGACGCAUUAUGUUCUAUCAAAUAGCGAGGACAAGAAGAUUAACGAUAAACUAUUAUGUCUUCACAAACGGAGUAAUACGGUGACCACUUUAUUGUGGCGGAAACCUGCCAUUCUCUCUAAGUGGAUCUAUCAACACCCCCUUUUUAUUGCUGCUGUUUUGUUGUGUUUUAUUAUUUGUUGUUGGUUUUUUUUUCGACACCAUGUUAUGGUCAUACAGACCCAGACUGAACGGCGCUAACCAUUUUGUCACCAUGAAAUUGUAUAUUGUUUGCAUCGUACAGGCCAUGUUAUUUCUCGGAUGUAUGUCUUUGGAGUCGGAUGGGUCGGAACCAAACGAUGCUUUGAACAGAUUAUCGCGAUUGUUUGGAAUAUCAAAAAUACCAGCUAAAGUGUUUCAUCGGUCCCCACCACAGUAUAUGGUAGAGUUGUUUCAAGAUGUGACGGAUGCAGGAGGACUUGCAAAGAGACAAAAUCCUUAUAAUGCAAAUGUUGUAAGAAGUUUUCCAGAUAAAGAUUCAAUUCACCAGAUGCAUUUUCAUUACAAUGUGUCACAUCUCGAACCAAGUGAAAAAAUUUUACAAGCAGAAUUUCGUGUGUUUAAAAUGCGACCGAAACCUUCGAAUUUUGGAGAAGUUAUGCCACCACAUGUUGUAGAGAUGUGUAUUUAUCAAGUAUUAGAUAUUAAAAAUAUAAAUGAUAAAGCCGGGCUGCGUCUGUUAGAUAAAAGAUUAACAACAGCGCAUGGUCAUGGUUGGCAAGUCUUUCAAGUUACUAAAGCUGUUGAUAGUUGGAGAAACAAGACAGAACCAAAUUAUGGAUUUUUGGUGACUACAACUUCUCGGAAAGGUGAACAUGUUAAUGGUAGUUUUAUUCGAUUUGCCCAGAGGAAUGAACACCAUGACAGUAAACAACCUAUAUUAGUCAUAUUUACAGAUGAUGGGACGGUCAGACAUCCAACUUACAUAUCUCCAGAAGAUGAUGGUUAUUUGGAAACAAAGGAAGGGGCUCUUCGAGUAGAGAAAAGGCGACCCAAGCAUAGAAACAGCAAGUUCCUGGAAAUGUUGAGACUCAUGAAUGAGGGCGGUAGAGCCAGUGCACAUAACAUGACACGGGGAACCAGGCGGCGCAGACGUAGAAGUGUUCUAAAUUCAAAAAAGAAAAAUGGUGGACGAAAGAAGCGAACGUAUGAUGUUUAUAGUCGAUCUCGGAGUAAAAGAUCGUGUGCUAGACAGGAUAUGUAUGUAGAUUUUGAUGAGAUCGGUUGGUCAGGGUGGAUUAUUUCGCCGAAAGGGUACAAUGCCAACCACUGCUCAGGUGAAUGCCCAUUUCCUUUAGGACAAAGUCAGAAACCCACAAACCAUGCAACUGUUCAAAGUAUUGUACAUGCUUUACGUGUGGGGAAAGGUGUAGGAACACCGUGUUGCGUACCCAAUAAACUGUAUUCUAUAAGUCUGCUAUAUUUUGACGAUGAUGAGAAUGUUAUAUUGAAGCAGUAUGACGAUAUGGUAGCAGCUACGUGUGGUUGUCACUGAUGUAACUCGUCAAGCUACGACCGACAACAUACUGAUAUUGGUGCAAGCGUACAGUGCUAUCUUUAAUUAUAUUUGUGAAGCCGAAACUGAAUCUUGGGAAAGGAAAAGAAACUCUUUGAGGAUAUGGAAUGGCUGCCCUUGUUAUUAAAUAAUGAUAAUGUUAACAUGACGUUUCUUUGUUUGACGAAUAAUAAUUUCCGUGUGUUUAUCAAAUAAUAACUUGGCAUUGAGAAUGUUCUGACAGAUUAUACUUACUGACAGACAGCAAGGGCGAUAGAUACGGGUGUUCUUUUUGGACAAGGUGGUUUCAAAUGAGUUUUAUCCCGGAACCCUACUCCGAUUAGGCGAGGAUUGGAUCAGUUUAGUUGAGAUUUGAAUAACUACAUAUAUUUAAUAUUUAGAACGGAAAAGCAGGUUUCCAGUUCUUGUGAAUGGAGUGAUACCUGUUUUAUAAACCAAAGAUAAAAACAAUGUGAUGUUAGAUCCCUGAACUUAAGGAAACAUUUUAAUUGCAGAAGUCGGAUGUAUUUUCAUGGGUAAAGCCAGUAUGUGAAAAGCCUCGAGAUUAUAACAAAAUAAUUUGUAGAUAUAGGUAAAUAUCACACAGACCCUUUAUCCUUGAAACUAAUCUGCAUAAGUUUUAAUAAAGUUCAAAUUUUAGAAGCCACGAAGAUGUAAGGAUGUGUUGUCCUGAAUUGAAUAUCCCGACAGGGGGUAUAACCACCAUAGUUGUCGAUGACAACGUUAGGGUGCAGUAGGUGGUCUUAUUAUUAAAUACUGGUGAAGCAUUAUGAAAAUAACAUUUCAAAUACUGUCAAGAGGAGGGUUGAAGUAAUAUCGUGUAGCUAAACGACCUCGUUAAAUCCGAUUGAUAUAUAGGCGAUUAAAGAACUGUAGUAAUAAGACGAGGUUAGAGAAAAUGGUUUGUGUUCUACAUGAUUUAUAUGUGUGUUCAGUCGGUUGUGCUGGAAGUGUAUAAUAAAUGUGACGUUGAGGUAGUUUUAAUGUAACUGUUAUCAUUCUUUAGUCUAAAUGGAAACUACAUGUUUCCAAACAUAGCGCUUUAUAUCUACGUUCUACACACCAAUAUGUACUGAUAUCAAUUUUAUUUUCAAAAGAAAAGUAUUAGCUCCGCCCAGAACCACUUAUCAAAAUUGUUGACAUUUUAAAAAGGGUGAUUUCGGUUAAGAGUGUAGGACACAAUGUACGCAUACCUAUCUUAAUGUACUCAUAGCUACCGAACUAAUCUAAAUACUGAUUCCGGUUAAGAGGGCACGGCACAAUAUACGUACAUCACAUGUAGCCCAAUGGUAAUGUUCUCGUAGAUAUCGAACUAAUCUAAGUACUGAUUUCGGAAGGCUAUAUACCGAGGGAAUUACCCCUGAAUAAAGUCUACGUUAAGAUAAAGAAUGGCUUGAUUAAAUCUUAUUAUUACAUUAUAAGGCGGGUUUAAUAGAGUGGCUUCCAACAUUGAAGUCUUUGUGUAAAAUAAAUAGUCACCCAACACCAAGAUAAGCGUUAAACUGUGGCCCAGUGUAUUAUUUAGAUAUUGCAAAAUACAACAAUUAACCAAUAAGAAAAAUCUUCCAAAUCCUCACUGGAAGAGGCACAACCAUUUCAGAUUACGUAAGUUGAUAUUGAAAGGGGCCACCCCAAAUAGAUUGUUUGGAAUAAAUAUUGAUUGAUUAAGUACGUUAUUGACGACCAAGAAGUGUACACCUCAUAUCUACCAACCCACAAAAAUAUGUCAAUGCUAACAGACUCUAUCUACAAUGACGCUAUUCUUUUUUUUCGUCUUACAAUAAAAUUACCCGUUGUCUAGAUAAUGCUGAACUCGGGCUAAAACAGCGACGCUAUAGAAUGUCGUUAUGAUCCUGAGUGUGUUCCUGGCUUCAAUAACACAAUUGGUGCAGAAAAUCAAAACGUUAAACCCCGCGUCAUUUCAUUUCUAAAGCGUAUUAAAAUAGUGUUUUAGUUACUUUAGAUUAUGAAUUGUUUCAAUGGCAUUUAGUAAUUGAACUGGAAAUACGCAGGUCGCAAUUCUAUGAAAUACAAUUAAUCAUAAUAACGGCAAGAGAAUUCUGGUUGAUAAAUUAAUAGUAAUUGUAUUCCAUAGAAUUGUGACCUGUGUAUUGGAUUAUGAAGUUGUUGAUUUUGGCUUUAAGAAAAUAUAAUUUUGUAAAUAGUUUCAUUUUGUCUAUAUAUUGUAAACAUAUAUUUAAUUCAUUGUAAAUAA
Patella vulgata (common limpet) is the source of this 4622-nucleotide messenger RNA. RefSeq names its product bone morphogenetic protein 2. Gene Ontology annotation, cellular component: extracellular region. Bases 1055 to 2386 code for a protein of 443 amino acids. Gene Ontology annotation, biological process: SMAD protein signal transduction. The record is from RefSeq and is a predicted model, not a curated record. The transcript is spliced from 5 exons. Gene Ontology annotation, molecular function: growth factor activity; cytokine activity. Lineage: Eukaryota; Metazoa; Mollusca; Gastropoda; Patellidae.